ACGCUGGCGGAGCCCCUGCGCCGGCUGCAGCGCCAGGUGGAGAGCGCGGCGCGCCAGGCGGCGGCCGGCGCGGGCCCGGCGCUCGCCACCCUCGAGGAGCCCGUGCGCGAACUGCAGCAGCGCAUCGCCGCCGUGCAGCACCGGGCUGUGCUGGAGUCGGGCGUGGUGACGGACGCGGCGGCGCCGUCCGUCCUACAGGAAACGUCUCGCCUUCCCCAGUCGGAGGUUGAAAGCCUGUCAGCCUUGGAGAAGAUCGUGGCUCCGCUCCAGCAGCUGGAGGCGGGCCUCGCCCAGCUCCAGCGGCAGCAGGCGAAGAUGGGCGGCGAGCGCGCGCGCAGCCCCGAAGUGCGGCGCGCGCUCCUCGCGUCGCUGGAGCAGCUGUCGCAGCCGGUCCAGGAGCUGCGCCGGGAGAUGAGCGCGCUGAACGCGCGCGCGGGCCGCGAGGCCGAGGUCGCCUAUGGCAAGGCCAACGUGACGGCCCUGCACCUCCUGCAGGCGCCUCUGCAAGCGUUCGCGCACGGCCUGGAGGAUCUGGAGCGAGUGAAGAGCGGCGUCGUGCGCGAGGAGGAGACGGCCCAGCGGCUGGGCACGCUGCACAAGGUUAAGGAGAGCGUGCGCACCCUGCACGUCAAAGUGGCGGCGAUAGAGCAGUGCACGAAGACCGAAGCGGCGAAGGAGAAGGCUGGAGUUGAGGUCUUAGGAGGCCUUAGAUCGCCUUUGGCGGAACUCACGCACGGGCUCAAGUUUGUGGAGGAUCAGAUCGUCACCACUGCCCUAGAGGAAGCUCUUCCAGAUAUUUCCACAAUUGCCGCGAUCGGAGGACUAGCGAAUCCCAUCGAGAGCUUGAAAUCGGGCUUGGAAGCCGUCGAAACGCUUACAUUGGAACAGCUGGACGAACCAAAAGCUAAAAAGGCUCGAGCUGCCGCUGGUAAAGUGAUCACCCAGGCCGUUCAAGAACUGAAGAAAGAAAUCGCUGUCGUGCAACAGCAAGCUGUACUAGAAUCGGGUGCACUAUCCAUAUCGGAGGCACCGUCAGUUCUAGAAGUGCUAUUUAAGCCGCUACAGAAACUUCAACGCUGUCUCGUAACCGUCGAGGAGAGCAAAUUGACUGCACUUCAGAGAGCAAAGACAAUCGAGGUUGGUGCUGUUCUAGCCUUAGAAGAUGUCGCGCAGGCAGCACAGGACCUCACCACUAACAUUGACGAGUCUCUGCAAAAGAUGGAAGCGACCGCAACCGGGGCGGCCGAGCUGAACGUGGCGCAGAGCGGGUCGGCCGGCGCCGCCGUGGCGACGCUGGCCGCCGUGCACGAGCUGGCGCGGCCGCUCCGGGCCCUGGCCACGUCGAGGAGCAAAGCACGCAAGCCCAAGGCGACGGCGCCGGUGCAGGUGCAGGUGGCGCUGGAGGCGCCGCCGCUGUCGCAGGCGCAGUGCGCGUCGCUGCUGGAGGCGCUGGCGGCCCCGGUGCAGCAGCUGCAGCGCGGCCUGGCCGUGGCCACGGAGCAGCUGGUGCUGGAGGCCGUGUCCGAGACGCAGGCCGCCGCCUGCCAGGUGGUGCGCGCCCUCCAGGCGCAGGCGGAGCAGCUGCAGCGCGGGGUGGCGCAGGUGCAGCAGCAGGCCGCCCAGGACGCCGUGGAGGCGUUCGCAGCGCCCACGCAUGAGCUGCACAAGGCGCUGGCGCAGGUGCAGCACGUGGUGGCCUUGACCGCGAGCGCUGAGUCUCUCACGGAGAAGACGGCCCUCUCGGCCCUGCAGACGCUCGCCUCACCCGUCCAAGAGCUCCGCCUCUACGUCGCGCAGGUUGAAUCUCAAGUAGCCUUUGAAGGUGGUGACCGUUCUUUGGCAGAAGGUUCCCAACUUUCGUUAUCUGCGCUUCAGACUCUGGCGCAGCCACUUCGAGCACUUGAUCAUGGUGUGGCCAUGGUGCAGGAGGUUGCUCUCAUGGAGCCUGCUACUGGGUCUCUCUCCGAGCAAGCGCAAUUGUCGGCUCUACAAACUUUGGCUGAACCGCUGCAGGCAGUGCGCAGUAGCGUUCAGCACUUGGAGCAGAUGGUGCUGGAACCACGACCAGAUUCACUGACUGAGCACAUUGAUCCCCAGCAAUUGCUCGCUCUUGCGCAACCUCUGGAAGAAGUCCAGCGAGGUCUCGCGCAGGCGCAGCAAGCGGCGGUGCUGGAGGCCGGCGGCACGCUGUCCCCGGAGGCGUCGGCGUCGGCUCUGGCGACGCUGGCGCGGCCGCUGCUGGAGCUGCAGCGCGGGCUGGCGCAGCUGGAGGCGCAGGUGGCGCUGGAGGGCGAGGCGUCGCAGAUGUCGGAGCGCACCACGGCGUCGGGGCUGGCGACGCUGGCCGAGUCGGCGCGGGAGCCCGCGCGGGCGGUGGCCGCGGCGCUGCAGCACCAACUGGUCGAGGCCCCCGACGCGUCGCUGGCCGACGCGCCCUCCCUCGCCGCGCUGCACACGCUGGCCCAGCCGCUGCGCGAGCUGCAGCAGCACUUGGUCCAGGCCCAGCAGCAGAUGAUGGAGGCGAGAGCAGAAGACAUGUCAGAAUGCACUGCAAUGACUCAGCUGCAUACUUUAGCAGCUCCUGUACACGAACUUCAGUUAGCUCUUGCCCAAGUUCACCAACAAGUUCUUGAAGCUGGAUUGGAGCCUAUGUCAGAACGUACAGAUGUGGAACUCCUCAAAACCAUUGCGGCUCCUGUCCGCCAAAUACAUAUGUUUAUCGCUCAGGUUCAACAAGCAGCGGCACACACAGAAAGUGUCAAGUUACUGCCGGACACACAGAUGCAGUCUAUUCUCGAAGCACUGGCGGCACCCGUUCACCAAUUGCACACCACAAUAGCUGCAAUUCAGCAACCUACUCUAUUAGAAGCAGCGGAUAUAUUUAUGGCCGUGGCGGCGCUGGAGGCGGUGGCCGCCGCUCCGCUGGAGUCCCUCGGGGCCGCACAGGUGUCCGCAGGCGACGCGGUGUCGCAGCUGCAGACGUUGGCUCAGCCCCUUUUGGACGUACAGGCCGGCAUCCAGCAGCUGGCGCAGGUGGCGCUGGAGGCGCCAGCGCAGGAGAUGGCGACGCUGCGCUCGCAGCUGCAGCCGUCGCAGCUGCAGGCGCUGGCGCACGCCAUCCAGGAGGCGCAGCGCGGCCUGGUGCAGCUGCAGGUGGUGGCGCUGGAGGGCGAGGCGGCGCCGCUGCCGCCACUGGCGCCGGAGGCCGCGAAGCGCUGUAUUCAAAACGUUUAUUUUUCCAUUGCCUUCGUCAAUACACAUUUUGACCUCCUCAAAGCUAGAUUAUUGUUUUUAAAGCAAUACAAAUAUUCUUUAGUAGAGUUUAUUACUGAAAAAUUUAUUAUUUCUUCGUUAAUGAAUAAUGUUUUAUUUGUAAUGAAUAUUCCAUUCACAAUUCAAAGUAGUGCAUUACAUAUACUCAAUGAUAUCAUUUUUGAAAAAGGAAGAAGGUCGGGAAGGGACGGGGUAAGACACGUUUCGGCAGACCUGCAGUGCUACAAACCAGUUGACGCAAUCCAAGUUGAAGGCGGCGACCCGCUCGCGUUGCAGGCGCUGGAGUGGGGCGAGGCGGCGGAGGACACGCUGCUGGACGACCUGCCGACGCUGGCCAGCUCGGUGUCCGCGUCCGCGUCGGCGCGCGCGGCGCUGCGCGUGGCCCAGCCGCUGGCGCUGGAGGCGCUGGAGGGCGACGCGCACACGCUCUCCGACGAGUCGGAGGGUCGCUUCGGCGACUUCGCCUCCGCCGCGCAGCAGCUCACCGAGCCCAGCGCCGGCGGAGGCGGCGGCGGCCACCCACUCGCGCUGCACGUGCGGCCGCCGCCGACGCUCGCUCGGCUGGCGGAG
This is a messenger RNA of Gryllus bimaculatus (two-spotted cricket), 3843 nucleotides long. Lineage: Eukaryota; Metazoa; Arthropoda; Insecta; Orthoptera; Gryllidae. The record is from the annotation of a GenBank genome assembly.